AUGCGUAAAUCCAAUGAGAUCAAUAUAGCAGCAGUAAUAAUACUGAACAUUUUCGAACAGGAGGAAUCUGUCCUCCUUCAGGAAAAAAGCGAACCCGAAAAGAGCACCCACGUAGAAGUGGAUAUUUUCCAAUCGUCCUCUCCGGACGAUUUCGCCGGACCGGCCCGGAAGCGCGAGGAGGCGUACGGCUGCCUUCCCAGCGAGGAUUACUACGUGUGCCCGCACUGCAACAACAGGUAUCCCGAGAUGGUAUACGACGUGCACAUGAGCUACCACGGCCGCGUCGACCCCUUUACGUGCAAUUUGUGCCGCAAGCCGUACGGCAACAUGUCGGAUUUCAUGUUGCACAUCUACAAGAAACGCGUAAUGGACGAGGAGAAUUACAUUACAUCCUGGAUACCGAAUCUGUUCGGUGCUAUUUUCCAAAAGGAUAGAUUCACAUUGAGAGAGGCGUUGCAACUGCAAGAUUUCGAUGAGCAGAUUCAUCUAAUGGCGACUUUCCUAUCCGACGAGAUUUUACGCGGGAUCGUCUUGUCGAAGAAGAGCACGCGAAACUUUCGCGCCGUUCUACUGUUGCUGAACACCUCGGGUCUGUCGAUCGACGCCUGGCUCUCGACGUUGUUCACGAGAUGUAUUCAGGACGAAAAUAUAGGCAGUCUGGAGUUCAUGACGAUAUUGGACAAUUACAUCGGCGGAGUCGCGCGCGAGAUAUACCAGAACGAAGGAGACAUAUUGAAGCUUUCCGGUGCGGAAGUUACGAUGAGACGAGUCGCGACAGGAUUGCUGGCAGCGUGGAAAGUACGCGACGACCAAUUCACGUUCGACACCGUGCAACGCGUGAUCGAGUGCGCGAUUCGUAUCCGAGACUCUAAUCGCAACGGCUACAUUCCCAAAGCGAACAUCGCGAUUUCGGCCGGCGACGUGACGCUCUGCGUGGUCGGCAACGAGGAGGUCCGGGAUUUCGUGGUCCAGGGCUCGGCGAUCUGCGAUUUGAAGUACGCUGGAAAAGUAGCACAGCCCAACGACGUAGUACUGUCGUUCAGCGCCUGGCGGCAUUGUACGCCGAGUCGUUACGAGUAUGUCGUCAAAGACUUGCGUAACGUCAAGUACACAUCUCCAAGUAGUACACUGACAUUAGAGAACGGCAACAUUGACAUCAACAUGACAUCUCUGACGUCACUGUGCUACCUGGGUCGCUUACUGAAUAAUUUCUCGUUGCGGAAUGCGCAAAGUCAUUCGAUGUGUAUUUUUGGCGCAGAGAACGCUAAUUUGAGACUCGAAAAGCGCAUAUAUCGCGCGAUUAUCAAGACGUUGGCGAGACCAGACGAAAAGUCAAGAGACGUGAAGCCGAGGGCCAAAUCGAUCUACAUGAGAGACAGAUCUAUCUCGGAUUCCACGAGCGAGCCGUCUUUAAAGUUGCGUACGACGUUCACCGACCAGGACUUCCGCUCCGAAUCGAUGAUCGCUCUCAUCAAGAAAAGAGUUCCCAGUAUCGCGAUCUCCGUGAUCACGAUGGCGGAACCAAAUUUCAACAUGCUGAUGAAGAGCUACCUGAUGAAGUUCGUGAUCCAACAGAUCGAAAAGGGUCUAUCGUUGGAGUUUCUGACGGUGAUCAGACACGUCACCACGGUGUCCCUCGAUAUCGUUGCCGACAAGUAUACGGGCGAAGAGUUGCUUCUCCUGGCGGAUAAGUGCUUCUUACUUGUGCACAACGUGGUCGCGCAAUACGCAGGCCGCAUCGACACAAUACAUUUGCACGAGAAGAGACUCUUCUUCCGCGUUGUUUUCGGGAUAAGCGGGCGCCAACCCGAUGAUCAACAACGAGGAAUGAACGUCGACAAGGCUUGUGGACAUGGCCUCGCUUGCGCAAUGCAAUUACUGCGGAUGGUGAAGAGCAUCGCCUGGAUUUACGACGUAUCCGUCGGCGUCUCAACAGGAUCAGCCUAUUGUGGUGUGGUCGGGAACACGUUGCGAAAGCAUUACACCGUCAUCGGGCCGGCUGUCAACAGAGCCGCCGGUAUAAUGGAUAUUUCCUACGACAUGAUCUCCUGCGACUACGACACCGUGCUGCACAGCCGUCUCAGGAAGAAUCGGUUUCGCCCGCGAGGUCUGAAGACGCUGGGACCGUCGGAGAAGUGCCAGGUGUACGAAUACCUCGGCGACGCGACGCAAAUGGACGAUCCUCACGUCAUCAAGUCCACGGAAUAUUGCUAUCCAAUCCUGGGCAGGCAGCAAGAGCUGGACGACUUCGACGACAUCUUGGACGAGAUCAGAGUGGCCGGACGGAGUUACUCCGGGAUGCUGAUCGAGGUGACGAUUUUUGAAUCUCCUCUUCCUCCGAGGAUCGGAAUAGCCGAGAUUAUCAAAUCGACCGUUUGUUCCAUCGAGGGUGGCGACCGGUCCGGGAAGUCGAGGCUGUUGGACGCCUUCGUCGCGAGCGUCCGCGACCGGCAAAUACGGCCGAUCGAGCUCUCGCUCCACGUCACCUACGCGGAGAAGACGAACGCGGUGGCAUAUCACGUUAUCCUGCAGUUACUGGAAGCUGAGGACUGCGUAACGAUCGAGGAGCGUCAAAAGAUCUUGCUCGUCAAACUGGCCGGCAUCGUCGCGCCCGAGGACCUCUGCUAUCUCAAUGACCUGAUGAGAGUAUGCUUCCCUCUGUCAGAGGCUUACUCCGCCCAGUCUGAUUGGCGACGUUGCGAAAAGACCAACGAUAUCUUCGAGGCGAUAUUGAAGCAGUCCAAAACCAAGAUCUGCAUCCUGCUCGACGACGUUCAGCACAUGGAUGAGGGGUCCUGGCAACUUUUAUCUUCGGUCCUUGACCACGACCACAUUGUCAUGGCGAUGACAAUGUUGACGAAAGAGCCGAACACCCGGUCAGAUACGCCUUCCGUGCAAUCGAUGAUCCAUAAAGACAAGAGGCUGAUGAAGCGAACACUGAAUGGCCUGAAUCCGGACUUGCUUCCGACGCUUGCUUGUCAAUUUCUGAAUGUCCUCGCGAUAUCCAGAGAAUUGAGCAGAACCCUGCGUACCUGCACAGAAGGCCACAUCGGAUGGUGCGAGACGUAUCUCACGUCGCUGCUGCAGAACAAGGCGUUGGACUUAGUUAGGAUAACGCCGAGCGAGGCGAGUCAACGUGACCUCGUCUUCCCGGACGUUCGUAUGCUCACGAGACUGCCAGCCGACCUGACACCGCAGGAACUGCCACCACCUCUGCCCUGGUCGCAGAUGAGUCACUUGGACGUGUGCGAUGUAAACGGGCGUUACUCGGACGAGAUCUCCGAAACAGACCGCGACAUGAAAGAAUUAAUGUGCAAGAUCUAUGAGAAGAUGAGUCCGUACGAGCGAAACUUCAUCACAUGCGCCGCGACAUUGGGCCCGGUGUUCAAACGGAACGUGUUGCUGAGAGCGAUGCCGCGUGAGGAUGACAAUGAGAAUAACCCCGCUAAUAUCGCAAUUUCGGAGAUGAUUCGCAUGAGGAUCUUGGAGUGCGGCUCGUUUCAGCGACUGGACUUUCACGCCGAGGACCUCGUCCUCUGCAUAUUGAAGGAGCAGCGGACCUUCUCCGACAUGCACCACUUGGUGACUUGCAGUUGCCACUUAACGCAUCAGGUCAUCGUCGAUAUAUAUUCGCCCUUCGGCGUUUACUGCGAAACGUUGGCAUUUAAGGUCAAUCUGUUUCGCAAGACGGUGUACGACGCACUGUCAGAUGAGCAAAAGCGGCAGCAUCACGCGAGAGCGGUCGAGAUUUACAGCGAAAGAGCUCAAAAAUGCAGCUCCUGCGGCGCCGGCGCUUUUCUUCGAGCUCCCGGCGAAGACGCGUUCUCGAAGAGGAAGAACAAUAUACACUCAAUGAAAAGAACAUCGUUGAUACGUCGCGGAAUGUUAUUCGCGGAUCCACAGCACGAGGAAAGAUUGUCCAUCGCGAGAGGAAACGGAUUUAUCUCGUUGUCAUCGGUGAAGUCGCGAGAAUUCGCGGACGACACUCACAGGGUGUCGAUCAUGCCGACGUAUCUCGACGUCAUCGGCGUGGACGAAGAUAUUCCCACGGUAACACGGAGUAGCGAGGAGAUCAAGGAACGUUCGACGAGCAGACCUUCGAAAUUCUGGAGACGCGCUUCCUCGAGCAUCGCACCGGCAGCGACGAGAGAACAGAGCCAGUCGAGCUGCUUGGACACGUUCGACUACAUAGAUUACCGCAGUUGUCGAUGCAACGAUAUCAUCAGUUGCCUCUUCUGGCGGUUGCACCAGCACAUCGAGAACAGCGGCGAGGUGGGGAAGAGUGUCGACUUUCUGAUGGAGUACAGCUCCGGGUUGAUUCAAAUCGCCCAACCGUUGUACGCUAUCAAGCUGCUCACGAUCGCCGCCGAGAGGAACGAGAAGACUGCCGAGAUCGGCAAUGACGUGGGAGAGAUCGCCAAGAAUAGGGGACUUAUUCUAGCUUUAACAGGCGACGCGCACACCGCGCUGGGGAACUACGCUCAGGCUAAAAGGUACUACGCGGCGGCGAUGACGCUUCAAGGUGCCCCUUUGAAAAUGCACAAAGUCGUGUGCUACGGCCUACUAAUGACCAGGGAAGACAAAUUGAAAACGGCGAGGAUGUUCGCCAUGCGAAGUUUAAAAGUGAGCUUCUCGAGCUUCGACGGCUUCCUGGAGAAAGGCGAAAUAUAUCUAGCAGCCGUUCAAAUUUCACGUCGCACCGGUGACAAUGAGUUAACACGAUGCAUCGAGAAACUGAUGUUGACCGUAAUAGAGACGAAGCUCUGCUGGAACGACGCCGAGGAAAUAGCGAUGUUGGCGAGGAUCUACUUCGCGAUGUAUCAAGUCAGAGCGUUGAAAGGCGAGUUGGAGGAUGCCGUCGACAUGGGCGUUAAGGUUUUGAGGAUAUCCCGAACGCUACACCUGAAUGACUUGUCGUUGGCCAUUAUGCCGUCAUUAAUCGAAAUAAUGCUUUGGACGAAACGCAUCAAUCAGGCUGUCGACCUGCUGGAAGAGCUGUACUUUUUAGCGGAGGAGGACGUGGAUCUGUCCGCCAAGACGUGGUAUCACGCUCUCUCCUUGGAGCUCUUGAUCGACGCCGGUAUACUCCUGCAGUCCUACGAGACGUCUCUCGAUUAUUACGAGAAGCACAUCGAGCUGUCACCGUUUGCUUACGUGCCUGUGGAUAUACCAGCUCAGGAUGGACUGGAGUAUUACCUGCUGAUGUUGUUGCGCUGUGUCAACACGAAGCACUCGGACGGGUUGCUCGAUCGAAUCCGAGAUGUUCGCAAGAUCAUCGGACGCCUCGACAAGGCCUCCGACUACGUGACGGUGGUGAAACCGUGUUUGUACUUGCUGACGGCUUACUUGAAUGCUAUUCGGGGUCACAAGUCGGCCGAGCGAUUUUACCUGCGAAAAGCCCGAAAACUGGCGAACGCGCAGGGGAACAAAUUAAUCGAGGCGUGGAGUAUACAGAAUGAAAGGACGUGGGCUGAGAAAGUCUACAACAAUAUGGCGCGGUAUUGGUUGGAAUACAUGGGAUCGUUGGACUUCGUGCCUUGGCAGUACGUUCGCAACUUCAGCGUCAAAGUGUGGUCUACGAUACUUUAUCCUUUACCGAUACCUGACACGUAUUUGUAG
Molecule: messenger RNA, 5619 nt
Organism: Dinoponera quadriceps
Lineage: Eukaryota; Metazoa; Arthropoda; Insecta; Hymenoptera; Formicidae
Product: adenylate cyclase type 10-like
Exons: 32
Coding region: 1-5619 (1872 amino acids)
Biological process (GO): cyclic nucleotide biosynthetic process; intracellular signal transduction
Cellular component (GO): cytoplasm
Molecular function (GO): adenylate cyclase activity; protein binding
Source: RefSeq, a predicted model, not a curated record